AUGCACGCCAUCAUGGGCAGUGGCGACCACCAAUACAACGGGGUCGAGAAGUACCAAAAGAUCACCAGUCCCCAGACAGAGGCCACUACCGUCCAAGCUCUUCCCCCAGUGCUUCACGCAGUCCACCGCGAAACCGUGACCGCCGAGAGUCUCGUGACCGACGUGACUCUCGCGAUCGCCGUCGUAGUGAUCGAAGGGGCGACCGAAGUCGGAGUCGGAGUCGAGACCGCAGUUCCCGUCGCGGAGAUCCGGUCCCCCAAAGUUUGCUCGUUCGUGGCUUGCCGGCCAAUAUCACAGCAGAUCAAUUGCGUGACAAAUUUUCUCGUCGCAAUGGGGACAUUCGCGAUGUCUACAUUCCCAAGGACCACGCCACCGGCGAGCCACGAGGAUUUGCAUUCCUUGAAUUCCAUGACAUUCGCGAGGCGAGGGAAGUUAAGCAGUCCAUGGAUCGUACAAUCAUCGAUGGUGCCGAAGUCGGCGUCUUGUUUGCGCAACAACGCCGAAAAACACCAGAACAAAUGCGUCAACAAGAGCAAGAAGGUCGCAGUGGUGGAGGUGGUGGUGGGCGUCGCAGCCGCAGUCGCAGUCCUGAUCGCCGCCGUCGUUCGUCGCCUAGACGUCGCUCAUCGCCCCGUCGUCGUUCACGUUCGGCCUCCCCGUCUGAAAAACGACGACACCGACGCAGUCGUAGCGAUAGUGGCAGUCCCAGACGUCGCGAAAGCAGCCCGAAGCGCCGAGAUCGGUCCACUGAUUAAUACCACACGUCACAUGUCGGAUGGGGCCACCAAGAAACCGCCAGUGCAUACAUUGGUGCAUAUCUUGAAGACGGCAAUGUUGCUAAUACCUCAUGAACAAGUGUGUGCGUUUUAA
Molecule: messenger RNA, 870 nt
Organism: Aphanomyces astaci
Lineage: Eukaryota; Oomycota; Saprolegniomycetes; Saprolegniales; Verrucalvaceae
Exons: 4
Coding region: 1-870 (289 amino acids)
Source: RefSeq, a predicted model, not a curated record